Messenger RNA from Helianthus annuus (common sunflower), 2163 nucleotides. RefSeq names its product protein DA1-related 2. The transcript has 12 exons. Gene Ontology annotation, molecular function: ubiquitin binding. Bases 475 to 1971 code for a protein of 498 amino acids. NCBI's taxonomy places the organism in Eukaryota, Viridiplantae, Streptophyta, Magnoliopsida, Asterales, Asteraceae. The record is from RefSeq and is a predicted model, not a curated record.
GUAUACCGUUGCUUUUUGCCGGCAAACUUACAAUUUCAAAAGUUAUUAUCCAUCUGCAACAAAAUAUGUUCUCACUAAUCUUCAAAACUGGUUUCCUCUUCUCUUUCACCCAAUCACACACAAACACACACAUAAAUCUUCAACAAUAUUAUUCUCUGGUGAUUAUCUUUCUUGAUUGCUUUUCACAAGCCAAGAAGAAUCUAUCUCUUCAUCCAUCUCAAAACGCUACCUUUCGUUUCCUUAUCUCAGAGAUUCCCUUGCCUUUUCUUUUUCUUUUUUCCUCAAAACUCUUACCUUUUUAUCCCCAUCAUGCCAUUGUUCCUUCUUCUACCCUUCUUUUUUUCCUCUUUUCAGACCACCCUUUUGGUCCCUAUCGCUAUCUUGCUUCGGUUUUUCGGGUUUUGGGAUAAUCUUUUUUUUUUUUUUUUGGUUUUUUGAAACCCUUGUAUACAUACGUCUUGAAACAUACCGAUCAUGUCGUCUUCUGGGAAUGUUAGACAUCUCUCUCAGCCUUGUGUUAAUGGAGACGUUUUUUCUUCACACGCAGAGAGGAAAUCCCGGUUUAUGAAAUGGAUGCGUAGUUUUUUCAAAGGUGGGUCGCAGUCGAAUCGUGGGUCGGUUAAUGGUGGUAAUCCUUCCCCUCAGUUUAUUGGAGACGGAAGUAUGGUAUCGCGUGCUCCUGUUAGAUCUUUGGAUAAUCGCUCAAGGAGUGAUAAAGAGAAGGAAGAAUUAGAUCGCGCAAUUGCACUUUCUUUGGCCGAAGGGUUGAAGAAACCAAAUGGAUACGGGUGGCAACCAAGGAAUAACGAAGAUCUUCCAAAAUCUCAUCCAGAUGACUUUGAUCCACCAUACCCUUCAUACGCACCUAAUGAAUAUAAUCCCAUGGGGUAUAGAGUAUGUGGCGGCUGCCACCGUGAAAUCGGUUAUGACAGUUAUUUGGGAUGCAUGGGUACCUAUUAUCAUCCAGAGUGCUUUCGUUGUCAUGCUUGUGGUCACCCGAUCACUGAACUUGAGUUCUCGUUAUCAGGGAAUGAGUCCUACCAUAAGUCCUGCUUCAAAGACUUGACUCAUCCCAAAUGUGAAGUCUGCUUUCAAUACAUUCCCACAAACGUAGACGGGUUGAUUGAGUACCGAUGCCACCCGUUUUGGUCGCAGAGGUAUUGUCCUGCUCACGAGCAUGAUAAUACCGCUCGAUGUUGUAGUUGUGAACGAUUGGAGUCUGUGAAUGUUCGGUACAUCUCGUUAGGAGAUGGAAGGAGUUUAUGCUUGGAAUGCAUGGAAUCUUCAAUAAUGGAUACAGGCGACUGCCAACCGCUUUACCACUCCAUUAGAGAUUUCUACGAGGGAAUGAACAUGAGACUCGAUCAACAAAUUCCCAUGCUUCUUGUUGAAAGACACGCCCUUAACGAUGCGAUUGUUAAGGACAAAAACGGGUUCCAUCAUUUGCCUGAGACAAGGGGCUUAUGCCUUUCUGAAGAGCUGACCAUUGCAAGUGUACUGAAAAGGCCAAGAAUCGGUGGCAAUCGGUUUGUUGGAAUGAGAACUCGGCAUCAGAAACUUACGCGUAGAUGUGAAGUUACCGCCAUUCUUGUUUUAUAUGGUCUUCCAAGGUUGCUAACCGGAUCCAUUCUCGCUCAUGAGCUAAUGCAUGGCUGGUUACGUCUUAACGGUUACAGGAACCUGAAUCCUGAGGUAGAAGAAGGUAUCUGUCAAGUGCUUGCAUAUAUGUGGCUAGAAUCUGAGAUCAUGCCCGGAUUAAAAAACAUGCCAUCAACAUCAUCAUCCGGCUCAAAAAAAGGUGGGAAAUCAAGGGCUGACAAUAAAUUAGGUGAAUUUUUCAUGCAUCAGAUACAUAACGAUGCAUCACCAGCAUAUGGAGGAGGUUUUAGAGCUGCUAACACAGCUGUUAAUAAAUAUGGUUUACGAAGAACGCUGGAUCACAUUCGUCUCACGGGAAGCUUCCCUGUGUGAUUUCGGGCCUUUUUUAUACAUUAUAUAUAUAUUUUUUAAAGCUGUUUUGUGCAAUUUGCUCUUGAGGAUCGAUAUGAUCGUAUGAUUCCAAGUUUUUAUGGAGUUGUUUUGGAGAUACUGUGCAAGAAAAUGGCUGAGAGUUUGUUCUUAAUUUGUUUGCAAUAAGUCUCCAAAAGGGAUUUAUUUCUGUAA